Symbiodinium necroappetens is the source of this 5460-nucleotide messenger RNA. The record is from the annotation of a GenBank genome assembly. NCBI's taxonomy places the organism in Eukaryota, Dinophyceae, Suessiales, Symbiodiniaceae.
AUGUUCGAUUUUGAUCUUCAAGAUCUCGCAAACCUUGCCGUGGAACACGCCCGCAGCAAGCUGGCCGGGGAGGAAGAGGAGGCCUUGGGCCAGGUCGAAACGGUGGCCUUUGGCCAGGUCGAAACGGUAGAGGCAGAGGCUGCAGAGGAGAGCCGGACGGCAGAUCACCUGAUGCCGAUGGAAUCAUCAGAGAAGAGAGCCAAGGUGUCUGGGCAAGGGGCUUGGAAAGUAUGGACGCCGGAGGCGUUGCUCCGAGCAGCAUUUGCUCAAACAUCAUCGGCGUUGCGCCAGGUCGCCAGCGAGAUAGAUGGAGCCAGUGCAGCUCAUGUUUUGCACGCGCGUAGUUUUGUGUCUGGCGUGCUUUUGAAGAAGCAAGAGGAAGGCCUCGUGCAAGAGCUAGGCAAAGCAAGGCAUUCUGCCCUGUCAGAGCCGAGCGACCCACCUAAGCUUUGGAUCUUAAAUCUGAUGUUUGACGAAACAGAGCUGGAUCUGAAGUUGAAAGAUGAAGGGCCUGGCGCCUGGUCAAUUCUAGCUUCCCAUUCUCAAUUGAGCGUUGGUUCGGCAGGAAAUAUGGUGGAACAUGACUUCAUUCGAGUGCCUCAGGCCCUGCCCCGCAAAACAACUUCCUGCAUGUGGGCAGCAUUGAACCUUGGAGCAGGGGGCCUUGGGCCAAGUAACAUUUGCUCCUUUGCCGAUUUUCCAUGUGUGUUGGUGACAUGCGACCAAGCCUCAGCAAACAUCAAGUUGUUGAAGCACUUGCAUUCGGUUUUGCCUGAGCAGUGUUUCUUUCUCCCUAUGUUGUGUGCGCAACAUAGAAACGGCAACGUGGUUGAGCGACUCACAAAGCUUUUCGGCAUUUUGCCAGGUUCCUACUGCGUGGCAAAGUGCACCAGUAAAGGCAAAGUGUUCAAGGAUCUGAGGGAAGCUGUCAAGGAACAGAUUGACAAGGAUUUGGUCGUCAUGUCAGAGGAGCCUCCCGGCCUGCAGGCCGAAUGGUCCAGCGCACGCAAGCAAGCAACGACAUUCUUGGAACUUAUGUUGCAAGGAUUGGCCGACGACAAACCUGAAGAACGUUCCGGAGUUUCGCAGCGGAUCCAGAAGUUCGUGGACUUUUUCCGCGGCCCCUGGACAGGUCCUGAUAUGUCUGCUGAGCAAGUGCGCCAGCACGUCGCCCUCAUCACGGAGCACCUCACAUGUGAUACAUACGGCGGCGUGGAGGCGAUCAAGUGGGCACGGAAUUGCUACAAUCAGAGGCACCCAGCGCAUGUCAUGCUGGACCUGUCCAAGGAGUUCGGUUCCAGACUGUGGCUAGGCGGAUCGAUAGCAGGCACCGAUACCAACUUGAUGAUUCACAAUCACAUUGGUGCGGUCUGGCCUGCGGCCAAGUCUGUCCAGCCGAAUGACACCGCGGCGAUCCGUGUCUUGAGGUACACAGAUGGGACUGGUGUUGUGCACGGCAGCCCGGACUUGGUAUCCGUACUGGAGACGGUCGACAAUGUGAUCACCAUGCUGUACAAUGGCGUGUCGGUCCUCAUUUGCUGCGUCAAUGGGGCGCACCGUUCUGCAACUUUGUGCUCGGUUCUGCUGAUGAACUAUGUGUCCACAUUGCGCAAUAUCGUGGACCUGAGCAGCAGAGCCCCGCCUACGGCCCAUCGGGUGAAUACGAUUCGCCCCAUCGAUUUUCUGAUCGAAAAUCAAGAGCAGAUCUGCCACGGCGGCCAAGUCGAGGGGGCCUCAGGCCUGGUCAAGGUCGGCAGCAAAGGCGAGAUCAUCCCGAGCACUCGCUAUGCCAACGCCUUGAUCACUCCAAUCCAGCUGCGACGACGAUGCUUCGACCUUGGUUUCGUGUCAAAAACCAAGAUGCCGAUGUUGCCGCCAGUCCCGCCAUUGGCAAAGCGCAGCUGCACCGCCACCGCAUUGAGAAGCAAGGCUCGGCCCGUGAAGCCCAGGGUCGAUGUCAAGAGCACUCGUCGCCAGAGCGGCACUGACACGGAUUCUUCGUAUAUCAACGUUCCGACAGAUGGUUCCUUAGAGGUGAAAAUUAGCAAGAAAGAAUGUUUCACGACAGACGACUCGAUGCCGCAGCCCAAGCGCAUCAGCGAGGAUUCGUCGGCCUCUGGCCAGGUCAGUGCCGAUGCCGAUGCCGAUGCCGAUGAUGAUGUGCAGCCAAUCUCAGACGAAUCCAUGGUGUCCGAGGAGGGUGAAGCCACAGCCACAGACUUUGAGAUAGUGGAGGCCGAUUUCAAUCCAGAGUCGCCUCCGGUGACGCCUCGUGCAAACUGGACUAGCGACGACUUUGAGCGCCUGGAGACAGUGAUGCGCGAUCUGGGGGACCUGAACCGCCAGCUUCUCUCUUUCAACAGCGAGAAAGUCGAGGAGGAUCGUCAGAGUCAGGUCUCGGCCUCCGGCCUGGUCGCUUCGGCUUCGGAGCAAGGACCUGCUGAAGCGGAUCACGAGGAAGCAGAUGCGGCACCGGGAGGCCCCAGCGGAGACACCAUGCCAGAGGACCCGGAUCAGGCCUUUGGCCAGGUUGCGGCAGAGGAGGAUCCGCCGGUUGAUGAUGAGGCCUCCUCGGAGGCGUCCCCUCAGAGCUUGGAGCCGAAAGAAAUCCAGAAAACGAUGGACGCUCUGAAAGCGCAGGGCGAUGGGGAGAUGCUCGCACGCAUAAUGGGACUUCUCGAAUCUCAAAAAGUCCAACAACAAGCGAUGCUGAGCAGGAUGCAAAGUCGACAAGAACGAGAAGACCGCAAGUCGACGGUUUUGACGUCGCUGUAUAACCGCGACAUGACCAGGCUUCGAGCCGAGUUGCAGGCGCUCAGCGUCUCGGAGCUGGUCACGAUCCGUGACGAGGAGGGGCUGACAGUCGCACAUCAUGCUGUGCGUUUGGGCCUUGGGCCGUGUCUGGAGUUCACUUUGAGGAAAGCUCCGACUCUUGCGGACGCGGUCACGAACCCUUCAGGUCGGCCAGCGAACUGGACGCCGAUGAUGGUGUUGGUCGAUGCACCACCAGGAUCUCUGGGAGGCUCCGACUACGCGUACGACAUGUUGAAGGUCUUGGUCAGUCACAUGAGUGUCACCGGUCUCCUGACCAGGUCUUCAACAGGUGCGACGGUGUUCCACAUUUCAGCCUCUCGUGGGAACGCUCGAGCGCUCAAGAAGCUUUUGUGGUCCCUGUACCACAAAUCUGGUGGCGACAAUCGCUCGGACUACGCCUUCAACGUGGUGACAUCAGUCGUCAACAGUCCCGGCUUGAAACGCGGGCAAGGGGUGGUCGAUGCCGCCCUCGCCAACAAUAUCCAAUUGGCGAUGUACUUGAAGCACAAUUGGGGUGGGGUCGAGCUCUUGAGAGCUGAUUGUUGCAAAGAUCGAGCCGACUCUGUUUGCAAAGCCUUCGGCUUGGUAGAAGAGCUUUUGCUCAAACCCGUCUUGGUGCCGGCCUUGAACAAAUGGACCAAGGCGCCAGACGAAGCAGAAGAAGAAGGCGCAGAUGUUGGGGCCCCACUCAACGAAACAAAGCUGUGGGCCCGAUUGGCCAAGCUACGUUUGGUGAAGGCUGGGGUCUUCCUACAGGAUAAGUCUUUCCAUUGGUCGACCGUCGUAUGGACCGUGUUGACUGCUCCAGUCAUGAAUAUCCAUUACGCAUUAUUCAAGCACGCCACAUGGUUGUCAGAUCGUGAUGUGGAGGGACCGGAAGCGGUGGAAGGGGAUUUCGACCUGGAUGUGUCUUUGACAGCUUCGUGUUUUUGCAAGGCAGCUGAAAAUCCGGCCAAGAAGGCGAUGGUGUGCCUCUCAAAGAUGCUUCGUGAUGUCAGCAGCAACGAGUGGGGUCCCGCCGUGCUGGCCUUUGGCCCGGUUCUGUCGUGGCCUCAGGCCAGGUUGCGCUUGCUUCGGCGGGGAUUUUUCACUGUGGUGGGUCAGCUCUGGAGGAAACUUCUAUUUCCUUGGACACAGUAUCCAUGGAAGCUAGCAUGUCUCAUCGACGGAGAAAUGAGCCCUUUGGAGAAGCAGCGUUGUGCUGAGGAUUUGUUUGCUCAGCCUUUGUGUUGUUUGGAUGGAUUUGCCAGGAAGCUUCGAGAGACGCAAAAGUCUCCGGACAAAUUGCUGGAGCCUGAUGUGCUGGAGUUUCUGCAAGCGGUGUUUGAACGGAUCGUUCCCACUUCGACAUAUAUUGAGCGCUUGUUUGCAAGACUCACAGAAUGGAGUGGAUCAUCGAAUCAGAAAGGGCCGAAGAGAAGACUGUCAGCUGUUGCAGCCAAGCACUGCGUGCACACAUAUGAGCACCUUGUCAAAAGGUGGAGGAAAAGGACUCUGAAGCAAAAGCCCACACUUCGCCACAAGCGGAGGCCUGACUGGAUGCAGGGCAGGCUGAAGGGCAAGGCGCGAAAUGGUUGGCAUGCCUUUAGUCAGGAUUGCUUCCGUCAGCAUCCUGAACUUUUGCGAUUGUCUCGCGAGGACCGGCAAGCAAGACUGUCUGCUGAGUGGGCCCAAGCCGACAAAAGGCGCUGGGCCGCUGUCGCACGCUCUCAGAACCUCCAGUCCAGGAAUGCAAUGGAUUCCAGCGAGGCAGCAGUUGCAGAGCAUGCCGAAAUUGUUGGAGGUCCUUGGAAUGUUGCUGCCGCAGAUGGGUUCCCUCUAGCGCGGCACAGUGUCGUUGCUCAGUGCAACAAGACCCAAACACUCGCAAAUGAAUUCCAUGAGAAGCAUAAUAUCUUGCAGCCGGAAGAGGCCGACAGCUUGUUGGGAGCCCCGCCUGAACCGUGGUCUCUGUUUCCCACAUGCACAAUCAAUGGCUGUGAGCAUUCAAUGCCAGAAGAGCAGCAAGAAUCCAUGCAGCGUUUGCGUACACUGUUUUGGCGUGCCGUGCUGCAAAAAGCCCCCGCCUCCAAAUCCACAGGGAAAGAGCCCUUGCUAUUGUCUUUCCAGUCUGCCAGGCGAGAUGCCACUUUAAGCUUGGUUGUUGCUUUUCACACUCUCCGUGCCCCGCUUCAGGCGGCAGUGCUUCUUCUCCAUCCCGUAGAAAUGCCUGAUCUUGCAGAACAGGGUGUUGUUGUGAGCCUGGAUUGUUUUUCGCAAAGUGGUCGCAGAGAGCUUCAGCUCGAAAGCGACAGUGUGGCUUUGGCAAGGCUUGCGCGCCAGGCCUCGGAUUGGAAAUUGAACGUGCUAGAUGUGGGGCCCGUGCGUCAGAUCAACAGGUUCGACAUCACAGCGUCCCAUCCCUUUGAUGACAAAGAUGGUGUUGAUGGGGCGGGCUUGCCAGUCCUUGUCGAUCCUGACACUGAGGCUGCCCUUGCUGCCUUCGAUGAAUUGAACCCAUCUUCCAAAAAAAGCCUCUCCAAGCGGCGUUUUGCGGCCUUUGGCCAGGUUGGGCACGCAGAGCCCUCAGGUGCAAAGAAACCAAAGAAAGAGACAGAGUCGAAAAAGCGAAAGUCCAAAGAGGAGAAAAAAAAGCCGAACAAAUAA